ACCCUGGCCAAGAUACCCACUGCGUUUGAUCGUCUGUCGCGUCGUCUCGGCGAAAGGGGCGCAGCCCACGAAGUCGCCCGCACCCGGAGUAUUACGGCCCUCGAUAAAAUCUACGAACGGACCGAAAGCCUCAAAGAGGCACAGAUCAGCGCGUCGUCCUAUGACUACCUUGAUAUCGAAUUUGAGACGCUCCAGCUAGAUGAGCACGGCAAGACUGAUAACCCAACUGUCUUUUUCUACCCCAAAGGCGUUUCCUGGGUCCCUACUCUCUGUGUGACAGACGUGCAAGGCGAACAGCGGCUUAAAGCGUUUACCGAUACCUGGGAUGGUGCUUUAACGCAUCCUUUCCUUGAAAACCUGGAGUCCCAGGUCUCCUAUCUUUCCUCGUGGCUAGAGCAUAUGUUCAGUUAUUUCCAGCGAGAGAUAGAGCCUUCUGAGGAUAGCGGGCCUCGGCGAACUAUCAGGCAGCUAGCGGAGUGGGUCCCGAGGGAUAGCUUGACGCCAUCAAUCUUCGCCGAAAAGUUCUAUCUCACGAUUUGGAGAACAGGGCAAUUCACCCCAGGCGCGGCAUUUGUGUCCCAGAGGAAGCUCGCAUCGUCGGAGACAGGCACACCACCACCACAUACGCUCAUCACUCUCCUACUCUCAGAAGAGCCUAGUGAGGCGCUCUUCAGGGCAGAAAUAUUAACCGUUACUGCCGCCAUGAUCACGCGCCUAGAGGGCGAAGAAUGUAAAGAAUACAGCAUCGUUCCCGUUAUGCUCGUUACAAUUCUUGGGCGAAUGAAAGUCCGAGUCGUCCAGGCUCACACCAGCGGGCAAGCACUAGUCGUGAAGAAGACUAGGUUGCUUGACUUUGCAACCAGUCAGGCAGCAACAAACAAUAUCGACAUCCUCCUGAGUCUCAUGGGGUCCGAUCACGUGGGGUAUCCAACAGAUCUCAGACACGUUCUGAAGGUUUGUAUUGUACUAGCAAUGUUCGUGGCUCAGUAA
This is a messenger RNA of Penicillium verrucosum, 990 nucleotides long. RefSeq lists its product as uncharacterized. The transcript has 3 exons. The annotation marks the transcript as partial. The record is from RefSeq and is a predicted model, not a curated record. NCBI's taxonomy places the organism in Eukaryota, Fungi, Ascomycota, Eurotiomycetes, Eurotiales, Aspergillaceae.